Molecule: messenger RNA, 2101 nt
Organism: Myxocyprinus asiaticus (Chinese sucker)
Lineage: Eukaryota; Metazoa; Chordata; Actinopteri; Cypriniformes; Catostomidae
Product: NAD-dependent protein deacylase sirtuin-5, mitochondrial
Exons: 10
Coding region: 1128-1961 (277 amino acids)
Molecular function (GO): protein-malonyllysine demalonylase activity; protein-succinyllysine desuccinylase activity; NAD+ binding
Source: RefSeq, a predicted model, not a curated record
ACUUUCAUUUGUUCUGCCACAGUAGAGAUGUGUGUUCAUAGCCAUGUGUUUCAUUUAUCGGAGCGGCUUUUACUGCUGCUUUCUUUGCUUGUCCAUGUUUGACCUCUGAAGGGUCCACGAGUCUGCAUAAUAGCAGUGACCUAUAUUGCACGGAAACUUGUAACCCCAAGAAAGAGAGCGCUCGCAAAAUUUGCACCAAUCACUUACGUUAUUGUUUAUUAAAGGAAUAUUACGUGCUUAAUACAAGUUAAGCUCAAUCGACAGCAUUUGUUGUAUAAUAUUGAUUACCACAAAAAUAAAUUCAGACUCUCCUCUCCUUUUCUUUAAAAAAAGCAAAAAUCUAGGUUACAGUGAGGCAGUUACAAUGGAAGUCAAUGGGGCCAAUUCGUAAAUGUUAAAAUACUCACUAUUUCAAAAGUAUAGCCACAAAACCUAAACAACAUGCAUGUUAACAUGUUUUUAAAGUGAUAAAAUCACUUACUGACCUUUUCUUUGUAAAGUUAUAACCAGUUUUACCACUUAUAUAAUGUCAAACCCUAAAAUGACUGUAAAAAUGAUGGUUUAAACAACUUUACAGCUCAAAUAAUAAAUUAGUUUUAAUAUAAGAAUGAACGUAAGUGCUAUUAUAAAAUUAUAAGCUUCACAUUUUCCCCUUUAAACCCUCCAAAAAUUGGCCCCAUUCACUUACAUUGUAAGAAUAGGACAGUGGUAAUCAACAUUAUGCCACAAAUGCUGUCGAUUGAGCUUAACUUGUAUUGAACACAGAAUAUUCCUUCAAUGCUGGUCUAUAACAGGUUCAGUUUCCCUUUAAAUAUCAUUCAAAACAGUGAACAAGUGAACAGAAUAUUGCAUGAAAUAUAAUCACACAUUCCUUAAAAUAUUUAAAGAAAACAAAAGAAUAACAUACUGUAGUACAGUGUAAAGUAACAUGAUGCAACGCUCCAGGGUAACUGAAAUAACAUUUAGGUGAGGUCACACCCCCUUUUCUUGUAAAAGAGCAAGUACUGGCGGAACAAGGAAGAGCUAAAAUCACAUUGCCUGAUUCUGUGUGUUUGCUGCAGUUGGUCUAUAGGGGGUUGACCUCUCACCUGUGUGCGGCAGUCAGACUGACCUGGACAAUUCCUAAAAUGGCCAGACCAAGCUCAAAUCUAGCAGAGUUUCGGAAGGUGUUUGCUAAAGCAAAGCACAUUGCUAUCAUUACGGGCGCUGGAGUAAGUGCAGAGAGUGGUGUACCAACCUUUAGAGGACAGGGGGGCUACUGGAGGAAAUGGCAGGCACAGGAUCUGGCUACCCCUGAAGCUUUCUCACGAGAUCCCUCUUUAGUGUGGGAGUUCUACCAUUACAGACGUGAGGUAAUGCUCAGUAAGAUGCCCAACCCUGCACACCUGGCUAUAGCAGAGUGUGAGUCUCGUCUUAGCCAACAGGGGCGCUCUGUUGUUAUCAUCACUCAGAAUAUUGAUGAGCUGCAUCACCGUGCUGGUUCCAAACACAUCUAUGAAAUCCACGGAAGUCUAUUUAAAACUCGUUGCAUGAGCUGUGGAGAAGUCAAGGCCAACCACAAGAGCCCAAUCUGUCCUGCUCUGGAGGGAAAAGGAGAGCCUGACCCCAGAGCCAAGGAUGCCAGAAUACCAGUAGAGCUUCUGCCUAGGUGUGAGAGGAAAAGAUGUAAUGGCUUGCUGAGGCCUCAUGUGGUAUGGUUUGGAGAGACUCUGGAUUCAGAUAUUCUCACCAGCGUGGAGCAGGAGCUGGAAAAGUGUGAUCUCUGCUUAGUAGUGGGCACCUCCUCCAUAGUUUACCCAGCGGCCAUGUUCGCUCCUCAGGUGGCAGCUGGAGGAGUGCCUGUAGCUGAAUUUAACAUGGAGAGCACACCUGCCACUAAUCGGUUUCAGUAUCAUUUUGAGGGUCCUUGUGGCACCACACUGCCUCCUGCUCUGGAACGCCAUGAGAGCGAAGUCAAUUAAGGAGAAAGAAGAGCACAGAGCAUAUAGCACUUUAACUGAGAGAGCAUGAACAGACUUCGGGAUUGGUUCAUGCCUUAUAUAAUUUGUGUAUUGCAUAGACAUUGUGUAUUGAAUUUAAAAUUAAAUUUUAAAUAGUCUUA